This is a messenger RNA of Ricinus communis (castor bean), 3725 nucleotides long. RefSeq names its product leucine-rich repeat receptor-like protein kinase PXL1. Gene Ontology annotation, cellular component: plasma membrane. Lineage: Eukaryota; Viridiplantae; Streptophyta; Magnoliopsida; Malpighiales; Euphorbiaceae. The transcript is spliced from 2 exons. Gene Ontology annotation, molecular function: protein binding; protein kinase activity; ATP binding. Gene Ontology annotation, biological process: protein phosphorylation; hormone-mediated signaling pathway. The coding region runs from base 526 to 3582 and encodes 1018 amino acids. The record is from RefSeq and is a predicted model, not a curated record.
UUUUAUCUGCAAUUAGAUCAUGAUUAGCAAUCACAGUGCACAGGUUUUUAAGGUAACAGAAGAUAAAGUACAAGCAGAUGAUCAGUUUAAAUGUCUAGAACUAGAAGAUUAAAUCAUUGUAACUGGUUGAUUGAUUCAUUCACAUGGGUUGACCAUGAUCUAUAGUAUAAAAAAAAAACAGCAAAAUUAUUAUCAUAUAUACUAUCCCUGAAAACACAUUCUCUCCAUGUUUAAGUGUCUGAUAGAUUUCCAAUGAGUCCAAAGCUUUACAGUCAGUCAGUGCAGAUUAUUAGCUGGUUCAGAUCCCAAGAGCCCACGUAAACACAAUUAAAUUUAAACAUUAGUUACUCAUUAAUUAUAACAAGCUUGAUGUCUCUUACUUAGCUUCUCUCUUGCUUUGCUGCAGUCUUCUUCUUCUUCUUCUUCUUCUUCUUCUUCUACUUCUGCUGCUGCUGCUGCUGUUAGAGCUGAAAAAUGUCGCAUAACUAGAAGGAAAGAACAUAAUAUACUAUCAAGGACAAGAAAAUGAAAACCCAAUUUCUUUUCUUUUUCUGUUUCAUUGGUCUUUCUCUUGUUUUUAUUGAGGGAGCUCAAAUUAUACAGUAUGGUGACGAAUUGGCAACUCUACUGUCGAUUAAAUCUAGCCUGAUUGAUUCCUCGAAUCACCUCAAGGAUUGGAAAAUGCCAAGAAAUUUAGAUGACAAUCAUUCACCUCAUUGUAAUUGGACUGGGAUCUGGUGCAACUCCAAAGGCCUUGUCGAGAAGCUUGUUCUCUUCAACAUGAGUCUCAGUGGCAAUGUAUCAGAUCAUAUUCAAGGCCUGCGUGAUCUUUCUGUUCUUGAUAUUUCCUGUAAUGAGUUUGCUUCUUCAUUGCCAAAAUCAUUAGGUAAUCUUACUUCACUGGAGAGUAUAGAUGUGAGUCAGAAUAACUUUAUUGGCAGCUUUCCUACUGGUCUCGGAAGAGCCUCAGGAUUAACUUCAGUCAAUGCAUCAAGCAACAACUUUUCGGGACUUCUUCCUGAAGAUCUUGGUAAUGCAACAUCACUCGAAAGCUUAGAUUUCCGAGGGAGUUUCUUUGAAGGUUCAAUUCCUAUUUCUUUCAAGAAUCUGCAGAAAUUGAAGUUUCUUGGUCUUUCUGGCAAUAAUCUGACUGGAAAGAUACCAAUAGAGAUUGGACAACUUUCUUCUCUAGAGACUAUAAUUCUUGGAUAUAAUGAUUUCGAAGGCGAGAUCCCAGCGGAGAUUGGCAACCUAACCAAUCUUCAGUAUCUUGACUUGGCAGUUGGCACUCUCAGUGGUCAAAUUCCGGUGGAAUUGGGCAGGCUGAAAAAACUUACAACUAUCUAUUUGUAUAAGAACAAUUUUACGGGAAAGAUUCCACCAGAACUUGGCAACAUUGCAUCACUACAGUUUCUGGAUCUUUCUGAUAAUCAGAUUUCAGGAGAGAUCCCAGUGGAGAUAGCAGAACUGAAGAAUUUGCAGCUCUUGAAUUUGAUGUGCAACAAGCUGACAGGUCCAAUUCCAAGCAAGAUUGGUGAGUUAGCCAAAUUAGAGGUACUUGAGCUAUGGAAGAAUUCUUUGACAGGGCCUUUACCCAAGAAUCUUGGAGAGAACUCACCAUUGGUUUGGUUAGAUGUGUCGUCGAAUUCAUUAUCCGGUGACAUUCCGCCUGGUUUAUGUCAAUUUGGGAAUCUCACUAAACUCAUUCUCUUCAAUAAUUCCUUCUCAGGUCCAAUUCCUGUAGGUCUUUCCACCUGCAAAUCCUUAGUCCGUGUUCGAGUCCAAAACAACCUCAUUUCUGGAACAAUUCCCGUUGGCUUUGGAAGUCUGCCAAUGCUUGAAAGGCUAGAACUGGCCAACAACAAUCUUACUGGUGAAAUAUCAGAUGAUAUUGCUAUCUCUACUUCACUUUCUUUCAUUGACAUAUCCCGAAACCGCCUCGAUUCAUCUCUCCCUUAUAACAUCCUCUCCAUUCCUAAGCUUCAGAUAUUCAUGGCCUCCAACAACAACUUGGUAGGCAAAAUCCCAGACCAGUUCCAAGAUUGCCCAUCACUUAUACUGCUUGAUCUUUCACGCAAUUAUUUCUCUGGCACACUUCCAGGUAGCAUUGCUUCAUGCGAAAAGCUUGUGAAUCUGAACCUUCAAAACAAUCAGCUUACAGGAGAAAUCCCAAAAGCAAUCUCAACAAUGCCCACAUUAGCCAUUCUUGACCUGUCUAACAAUUCUUUAAUUGGUCAAAUCCCAAAGAAUUUUGGGAGUUCACCAGCUUUGGAAAUGGUCGACCUAUCAUUCAAUAGGCUUGAGGGUCCAGUUCCCGCUAAUGGAAUUUUAAUGACCAUAAAUCCUAAUGAUCUCAUUGGAAAUGCCGGUCUUUGUGGUGGCAUACUUCCCCCAUGUGCUGCAAGUGCUUCAACACCAAAGCGAAGAGAGAAUCUGCGCAUUCAUCACGUAAUUGUCGGGUUCAUCAUCGGAAUCUCAGUGAUUUUAUCUCUAGGUAUUGCAUUUGUAACUGGGAGAUGGUUGUAUAAAAGAUGGUACUUGUAUAACAGUUUCUUUUAUGACUGGUUUAAGAAGAGCAGCAAAGAAUGGCCAUGGAUACUAGUCGCAUUCCAGCGAAUCAGUUUCACUAGCAGUGAUAUUCUUUCUUGCAUAAAGGAAUCAAAUGUAGUUGGCAUGGGAGGGACAGGUAUUGUUUACAAGGCUGAAGUUAAUCGGCCACACGUAGUUGUGGCAGUUAAGAAGCUAUGGAGAACAGACACAGACAUUGAAAAUGGCGAUGAUUUAUUCGCAGAAGUGAGCCUUUUGGGGAGGCUUCGACAUAGAAACAUCGUGCGGUUGUUGGGAUAUCUGCACAAUGAAACAAAUGUAAUGAUGAUAUAUGAAUACAUGCCUAAUGGAAAUUUAUGGUCAGCUUUGCAUGGUAAAGAAGCUGGAAAGAUUUUGGUUGAUUGGGUCUCAAGGUAUAAUAUAGCAGCAGGAGUUGCACAAGGGCUGAAUUAUCUCCACCAUGAUUGUAAUCCGCCGGUUAUCCACCGUGAUAUCAAGUCCAAUAAUAUAUUGCUUGAUGCAAAGCUAGAGGCAAGGAUAGCAGAUUUUGGAUUGGCAAGGAUGAUGGUUCACAAGAAUGAGACAGUAUCAAUGGUGGCAGGAUCUUAUGGAUACAUUGCACCAGAAUAUGGAUACACUUUGAAGGUUGAUGAGAAGAGUGACAUAUACAGUUUUGGUGUUGUACUUUUGGAGCUUCUAACAGGGAAAAAGCCUCUAGAUCCUGCAUUCGGAGAAUCCACUGACAUAGUUGAAUGGAUGCAGAGAAAGAUUAGAAGCAACAGACCAUUAGAGGAAGCAUUAGAUCCCAGCAUUGCAGGACAGUGCAAACAUGUGCAGGAAGAGAUGCUUCUUGUUCUCCGAGUAGCAAUUCUUUGUACUGCAAAGAACCCUAAGGACAGACCAUCUAUGAGGGAUGUCAUAACAAUGCUUGGAGAAGCAAAACCAAGAAGGAAAAGCAUUUGUCACAAUGGAGUACAUAACCCUAGUAAAGAGAAGCAAGUGUUUAGCAACUCGCCCGUAAUAGGCCUUCUGUAGAAACAAGUUCUUCAAAAUUGCUGCUUCAUAUGUAAUUUUUCAAUUUUAUGUAAAUCUUAUUUGUUAGAACUGAAUUGUUUCUCGAGCUCAGUUGAAAGUAUAAACCUCAUUACAUGUUGAUAUGAAUUCCCCCUGUUUUUCCA